CCCCCUUAGCAGAAUGCUGGGCCAGGCCGGAAGUGGUUCCCAUUGUUGGAGGCAAGUUCUGAUGCUUGACAGUGGUGAGAAGUGAUAUUACGGACUCUUAUUACCUAACUCGGUCUAUUUCUAUCGCAAAAAGUGCUACAGCAGGAAAAAACUAUUUAAAAAGAAAUCUAUUAACCCUGAUGCUUAGUACACUGGUAGAGAAAAUAGCCACUUACGUGUCGCACUCUUCGGGUGAAGACGAAGUCGCAACAGACACCGAUGGUGAACCACCAAAUUGUCCCAUCGAUGGCGGCAAGAAUAAAAGGCGUCUGCAGUCAUUAGAUAUUGAAGAAUAUCCAUCUGCCCCCAAGCGACGGAAAGUUGAAAAGAACUUUCUAGCAAAAUUGACAGACUUUGGUUCGAAAAUGGCUGAAUGGUUUGUUCAUGGCAAGAACCAUUUAUUAAGCCAUUGGGAAAUGAACAAUGAAGACAAGCAGAGGAAUUCCCAGGCAUGUUGUGAUAAACACUGCCAUCACAGUGGUGUCCAAUGCUUGCCCCAGCCAUCAUCAGAAGUCAGCAACAACCCAAACCUUAGAGCCUCUUCGGAACACAAUCCUGACAUUUCAUCUGAUGAAGCAGGUCGAACGGUGUCAAAGAAAAAUUCUAAGUUAAAAGAAUCCCAGUCUGUUCCAAACCAGUCUACUUUAUUUAAAAAUAAGCAAAGCAGGGAAAUGUUCAUCUUCAAAACAGGAACACAGCCUAAAGCAUUUCAGAAACCUAUUCAAUUACGGAAAAACUUCCAGCACCCUGCCAGAUUAAAUGGAGGCCAGAGAUUCUCUACUCCAUUGGUGCUUACUCGCAGCAAACUGUACAGUAUACCCAGCAAGCCAUGGCAACAUACAGAUAUCUGCAGACCAAUGUCCAAUCAACAAAGAUCCACUGCUGAAGAGUAUAUCCGAUUAGAAGAGAAAGAACGCUAUGCACAGCUAUUGAGACAGUGUACCAGUGCUAACUAUCCAGAUACAUCUACCACCUCAUUGUUUCAGUGUCAGAAAAGUAGAAGUUCAUCGACCAGUGAACGGUCAAGUAAUGUUCCAACUGUUCGAGAUGUGGCCUCUGUCAUUCAGCUCCAUCGCCCUACCAUAGUGACCUGUGACAGUGACCAAGAACGGUCACUUUCAGACUUGCCAUCAUUACAGAAACGGUUUAGUUUCUCAGACACUGACACUUCUCAACACAGUGAACAUAAUUUUGAGAACUCCUCAGCUUGUCAGGAUACAAAUUCAUCUUCAGGAGAAAAAACAUCUUCAAAAGAAUCAUCUGAACAUUUAAGUACUUCAUCAGCUCCAAACAUGAAAGCAAUAAAAAUUCUAAAUGAACAUUGGAUGGAAGAGCUGGUCUCAAAAUUCUCUGCUUCAAAUCUGGAGAGGAAAAAGAAAAUAGAAGAAGAGCACCUGAAGGUUAAAUCUUUAGAAGAACAGAGGAAAUCUCGGGAACAUAGAGUACAGUUAGAGAUCCAGCGACGACUAAAGCUUAUUCAGAAGGAGGUGCCAGUCAUACCUGAGCCGGAAACAGAACUGGCACCUGAGCCGGAGCCACAAUCAGAAUGCGAACUAAAGCCUGAGAAAGCUUUAGUGCCAAGGAUUGAUGAAUUGAUGCAGCGUGACAUUGAUGCUGCACUGCGACCAUAUCCUGCAGAUGAUGUCUUGGUCGACGCUUUCCGCAUCCAGCUGAAACGACAGGACAUGGCCACUCUUUCUCGUCUGAACUGGCUCAAUGAUGCUGUCAUCAACUUCUAUAUGUGUAUGCUGAUGGAACGCAGUAAUGAACCUGGUUUCUCAAAAGUCUAUGCAUUCAACACGUUCUUUUACCCAAAACUGUUAUCCAGCAAAUAUGAAGGUGUACGACGGUGGACGAGAAAAGUAGAUAUCUUUGCACACAAAUACCUGAUUAUACCUAUACACUUGGAGAUGCACUGGUGUCUUGCUGUUGUGAACUUCUCUCAGAAGACCAUUUGUUAUUAUGAUUCUAUUGGUGGCAAAAAUACUCAGUGCCUAGAGACAAUUAAAAAUUAUUUAUGUGAAGAAAGUUUAGACAAGAAGAUUGUACCUUUUGAUCUAAAUGGUUGGACAACAAUAACCGUGAAGAACAUUCCAUAUCAGAUGAAUGGUAGCGAUUGUGGGAUGUUUGCUUGUAAAUAUGCUGAUUAUAUUACUCGAGAGCUUCCUAUCACCUUUACACAGGCUGACAUGCCAACCUUCCGGAGACUGAUGGUGUAUGAAAUUCUAAAGAAGAAGUUACUCACUUAAACUCUAGGACAAUCAAAAUUAAACUGUUUUUGCUCUUGUGGUUGUUGUCAAAGCUGUAAAAAAAUCUAAAGCUUUACCAAGUGUCAUCAUCAUCAUCAUUACCAUCAUCAACAGUUUUUCUCUAUUCUGUAACAUAACUAUAAUUCUUACCUCUUUGGCAAAGCCAUAAAUGGCACUGCAUUAUAUUGUAAUAUACGUCACAUGCUCACCUUCUUCCCUUCAUAUUUUGCAAAGAAAGACAAAAAAAAAAAAAAAAUCUGAAUUAAAAG
Messenger RNA from Octopus sinensis (East Asian common octopus), 2557 nucleotides. RefSeq names its product sentrin-specific protease 1. Gene Ontology annotation, biological process: protein desumoylation. Gene Ontology annotation, cellular component: nucleus. The transcript is spliced from 18 exons. Lineage: Eukaryota; Metazoa; Mollusca; Cephalopoda; Octopoda; Octopodidae. Gene Ontology annotation, molecular function: deSUMOylase activity. The record is from RefSeq and is a predicted model, not a curated record. Bases 180 to 2288 code for a protein of 702 amino acids.